Molecule: messenger RNA, 1074 nt
Organism: Oppia nitens
Lineage: Eukaryota; Metazoa; Arthropoda; Arachnida; Sarcoptiformes; Oppiidae
Product: oplophorus-luciferin 2-monooxygenase non-catalytic subunit-like
Exons: 2
Cellular component (GO): membrane
Molecular function (GO): protein binding
Source: RefSeq, a predicted model, not a curated record
UACAACAUACCUGUCCACUACUGUGGCCAAUGUCCUGAUGCUCAAGUAGUAGCUCCCUGUUUGUGUGACUCGUUUGGCAUCAAUUGUAAAUCAGAUGCCGACAUACGAGAUGUUAAAUCACUAUUCAAGCAAAUAGCUGCCAACUAUACGGACAGUUGGGGCGGCAAACAGUUUAUGGAUUUAGGAUUGCAUAGUACAUCGUUGGAACAGUUGCCCGAGGAUUGCCUACAGGGACUGACAUUUUCGAGGAUAAGUAUAUGGGAUGCCAGUAGUUUGAAACAUAUAGAUACCAAUGCAUUUCGUGGGACAGUAGAUAAAGUGAUGUCCGUAGUUCUAUGGGAUAGUCCACUACUUGAUUCAAGCAACUUGUUUGACAUACUAAACCAGUUUCUGAAUGUCCAACAAAUAAGUGUCGGCGACUGUAAUAUCCAGUCGAUACCCGAUCGGGCUUUUGUAGGACUAUCUAAACUCACGGAACUGGUAUUGUUUGGUCAGACAAUUAAGACUAUCGGUCGGCAACCGUUCUCUGAGCUACCAGUGCUCGAACGGCUAUACAUAUUUCAGACAUCCAUUAGCUAUAUAGAUAGCAAUGUUUUUGUUUUCAAUGAUAAUUUUACUACCAAUGAUGAUAAUAAACAGCUACCACUACCACCACUAACAUUGGGACUGUUCAAAAAUGGUCAACUUGGCGGUUCAUGUUUUAACCAAGAUACUUUUCUCAAUGUUUUCAAGCACCGACCUGUCAACAUAGAUUUUGGUGGUAAAGUAUACGGUGGUAUCUAUACGGAUCCAAAUCAAAUAACCUAUUUAGCUGAGGUAGUAUUUCAAGGAUUUUUGUUGGCCAACCCAUUGAAUAUUAUUACUUUAUAUAAACAACAAUUCAAUUGCGAUGAUUGUCGCAACUAUUGGCUACAUAAACAACAAAAAUUAUUGAAACAAUUAGUUGAUCUAAAUUGUGCUAAUGCCGAACAGGUAUGUCUUGCUGUGUUGAUUGUUGUUAAUUCAGGUCCCGAUGCGAACUGGUAUGUCUUGCUGUGUGACCUGUGUCCGAGUGAUUGUCCGGAUAUCGGGUAA